AAUAAAGCAUAACUUAUCCUUUAAAAUGUGUGACGUUGUAACGGUGCAGAAAAUCGCCAACUGUCUGGGUAUUGAUCCCGGCAAGAUUGAGCUCAACGAUGAGCAGGUCGUAACGCGCACUGGCGCCGCAAACAAAACUGUUGCAGGCUUUGCCACAAUUCUCGAAAGUUUGGCACGCGAGUCCAAGUCGGAGACGGCACAGAAUAGCAUUGUGUCCAGGGAGGUGCAGGCACAGGUUUAUCAAUGGAUCGAAUUCGCGGUGUUAUAUGUAGCGCCUGGGUCGAAAGACAAAUAUGUGUCCAAGCAGCUGUUGGCCGACUUUAACAAGAUGUUUCUCAGCAAAUCCUAUCUGGUUGGACACUUUAUAACGCUCGCCGAUUUGGCUGUGUAUUAUGCCAUCAGUGAACUUGUGAAAUCUUUAUCGCCUGUGGACAAGGAGAACUAUCUGAAUUUGUCUAGAUGGUUUGAUCACUUACAGCAACGACCCGAAAUCCAUCAGGGGGAGCCAAUGCUGAACUUUACGACCAUUUAUCUUCACAACUGGGCCACAGGCACACACAUUUAGUUUGCAAAUCGAUUCCAUAUUUAUUUCUAUUGAAUCCCGCACAAUUUAAUGAAGAUUUUUGUGCAGGAUAAUGUAAUGCCAAUGAGUCAAGCGCUGGAAUCUUAAUUAUCGUUAUUUGUAGUCAGUUUUGGAAAAAAUAAUAUAUAUGCAAUUACAAAUUAUGUGAUUCGAUUUGUA
Messenger RNA from Drosophila grimshawi, 742 nucleotides. It is a transcript of the gene AIMP3, whose product is annotated as eukaryotic translation elongation factor 1 epsilon-1. Gene Ontology annotation, cellular component: aminoacyl-tRNA synthetase multienzyme complex; nucleus; cytoplasm. The transcript is spliced from 3 exons. The coding region runs from base 26 to 565 and encodes 179 amino acids. NCBI's taxonomy places the organism in Eukaryota, Metazoa, Arthropoda, Insecta, Diptera, Drosophilidae. Gene Ontology annotation, biological process: positive regulation of DNA damage response, signal transduction by p53 class mediator. The record is from RefSeq and is a predicted model, not a curated record.